CCGACGCGAACGCGCUGCUGCUGAUGUCACGGCGCCGCGGGCGUACGCGCGCGCGCAUGCAUGGCCUCCCGCAGCGCGCGGCUGUCGGCGUUGUCUCCGCACAUAUUGAGAUGGAUCCUCAGGAGGAUGUGAGUAGGAAGCCGGGGCUGAUGGGGAUAACCAGCACCACCACCGCCGCCGCAGUGAGUGACAAGACCGGAGCUGGGAAGGCAGACGCCGCCGCCGGCGAUGUGGUGUCUGCGGUCGGCGCUGGCGCCGGGAAUGACCCCGAGUUCGGCGGGAAGAGCGGGCGGCAGGAGGAGGCUGCAGCUCUGGACUCUGCAGUGCUGAUGGUGAGGAGGAGAGUGGCCCCCGGCCUGAAUCCGCUCGCCCAGGAUUACCCGCGACUCACUCAGCGGUUUGUCCGCCGGAUCGUCCCGCUCUCGGUGCCGCUGUCGGUGGACAGGCCAGAAGCCGAGCCGCAGAGCAUGGCGCUGAGAGCACUGCGAGUGGAAGCGGCCGCCGAAGGCUCCAGCACCGAGAGCCAAGCCGGCAAGAAGGGUAGCGCCACCGAGAGUGUCAGCGCCGACGAAGAGAAGGAAAGUAAAGCGGGUGACAGCGCAUCCAAAGAGCCGUCGGAUAACUCCAAAGACCUUUCCAAGUCCCAGAGUGAGGAGAACGAAGAAGAAGCCGAGAUGAAAGCGGUCGCCACUUCACCCGAUGGCAGGUUUCUAAAGUUUGAUAUUGAACUUGGCAGGGGCUCUUUCAAAACUGUCUACAAGGGUCUGGACACAGAGACAUGGCUGGAGGUCGCCUGGUGUGAGCUUCAGGACAGAAAACUUGCAAAGGCAGAGCGUCAGCGAUUCCGAGAGGAGGCAGAAAUGCUUAAAGGCUUGCAACAUCCCAAUAUUGUUCGAUUUUAUGAUUCUUGGGAAAGUACUCUGAAAGGGAAAAAAUGCAUUGUUUUAGUUACUGAAUUAAUGACCUCGGGAACAUUGAAAACAUAUUUAAAAAGAUUUAAAGUGAUGAAAACAAAAGUAAUGCGAAGCUGGUGUCGGCAGAUAUUGAAAGGGUUAUAUUUUCUACACACGAGAACUCCACCGAUUAUUCACCGGGAUUUAAAAUGUGAUAAUAUUUUUAUUACUGGGCCCACGGGAUCAGUGAAGAUAGGAGAUUUGGGUCUUGCAACUCUAAAGCGUGCCUCUUUUGCCAAAAGUGUUAUAGGUACGCCAGAAUUCAUGGCUCCAGAAAUGUAUGAAGAGCAUUAUGAUGAAUCUGUGGAUGUAUACGCUUUUGGAAUGUGUAUGUUAGAAAUGGCUACCUCAGAAUACCCAUACUCAGAAUGUCAGAAUGCUGCCCAGAUCUAUCGGAAAGUUACAAGUGGUGUAAAACCAGCAAGUUUUGGCAAGGUCACAGAUCCAGAAAUAAAAGAGAUCAUUGGAGAAUGCAUUUGCCAAAAUAAAGAAGAAAGAUAUUCUAUAAAGGAUCUACUAAAUCAUGCAUUCUUUGCGGAGGAGACUGGUCUGAGGGUUGAGCUUGCUGAAGAGGAUGAUGGGAAAAAAAAUUCAAUUGCUAUGAGACUUUGGGUUGAAGACCCUAAGAAGCUGAAGGGCAAGCCCAAGGAUAAUGGAGCUAUUGAGUUCAGUUUUGACUUGAAUAAAGAAAACCCUGAUGAUGUUGCACAAGAAAUGAUUGAUUCUGGUUUCUUUCAAGAAUGUGAUGCCAAGACUGUUGCUAAGUCAAUACGAGACAGAGUAGCCUUAAUUAAAUGGAGAAGGGAGAGAUGUCAGCAAGUAAUUGUGAUAAAUGCCCAAAAGGAGACGACUGAAUUGGAAAGACGGAGGGAUUGUUUUCAUCAUAUGGAAGGCACACCCCAAUCAGGCCUGCAAAUUCCCUCGGAACUCGAAGAACCUGAAGUUGAUCAACACGUACAUCAGAGUCUGCUCAUUAGUGUCACAUCUGUUAUGUCUGACAGCACUUGUGACAGUGGACAAGGGUCAACACUUUACUCUGACUCGCAAGGAAGCCAACAGAGUGUUGUGUACCCAUCCAUUCAUGAAUCGAUGCCUCCUAGAGUACAGCAGAUCUUCAGUCCACCUCAGAGUGAGAUUCCGGCACCUUCCAUUAGUUCACAGCAGUUAUUGGCUCAAUACCAACACACAUCUACGCCCAGCCCAAUGAUGCAUGCCCCAUCUGUUGUUUUACCUAUACAACCUCAUCAAUUUGGGCCCCAGCAACAUUACCAGCAACCAGCAGCAACACUUGCUGCAAUGCAGAUAGGACAACCUCAACAGAAACAGGUGUUGACAGUACAGCCUCUUGUCCAGCCUGCAACUCUGCCACCGACACAGUAUCAGGUGCAACAACCUCUGAUGCCAGCACAGAUAUGCCAUCAUCCUGCUGAAUUGAAGCCGUUACCGGUACACUUCUUAUCUUAAUAUGGGCAGUAUGUUUUAAGAAUUAUUGUUUAUAAACCAUAAAAAGCCAAUAGCCUGGUCAUUGACCAUUACUUGUAUAUUAAGUAAAAUUGUAUU
Rhincodon typus (whale shark) is the source of this 2513-nucleotide messenger RNA. Its product is annotated as serine/threonine-protein kinase WNK2-like. The transcript has 11 exons. The coding region runs from base 24 to 2417 and encodes 797 amino acids. Gene Ontology annotation, biological process: positive regulation of potassium ion import across plasma membrane; intracellular signal transduction; positive regulation of sodium ion transmembrane transporter activity. The record is from RefSeq and is a predicted model, not a curated record. Gene Ontology annotation, cellular component: cytoplasm; cytosol. Gene Ontology annotation, molecular function: chloride channel inhibitor activity; protein serine/threonine kinase activity; ATP binding. Lineage: Eukaryota; Metazoa; Chordata; Chondrichthyes; Orectolobiformes; Rhincodontidae.